This is a messenger RNA of Racocetra persica, 357 nucleotides long. NCBI's taxonomy places the organism in Eukaryota, Fungi, Glomeromycota, Glomeromycetes, Diversisporales, Gigasporaceae. The record is from the annotation of a GenBank genome assembly.
AUGGCUCAACGACAACGAAGGACUUCUAGGUCUUCUGCUAACAUUUCCUUCAAUAACCCUUCCGCACCUGGUAUUCAUAAUUUUCGUCUUGGGUCCUCUGAACGCACAGAACAUCAAUCGGAUCCUCUUCGAAAUGCUUUUUUAGAAUAUCAGAAUUCCUUCGUUAUUCAGGAAAAUAAUAAUCUCCGUUCUCAGCUUUCCUCCUUUAUUCAAGAAAUUAAUAAUCUUCGUUCUCAAGUUACCGAAUUACAGUAUCAAGUUGAGGUUCAACAGGUCGCUAUUACUAUUUCAAAUAAAGAAUUUAUUGAAGAAUUUUCAUCUAAUGGUGACCAAAUUUCUGCAGAUGAUAAGUCUUGA